ACUGAAACCAAGAUGCGGGACCCCGGAAAAAAUAGUCCAGAGAGAUAAGCCUUAUUUCAGGGGACGAUUCCUUUUGUGAAGGCCGUCACAAUUUGCACGAAGCCAACAGACCAUGGAGCAACUCUCCGAGGGCCUCUUGGCGCACCUCUUCUCGCUGCUUUCCGCUCGGGACGUGCUCCAGGUCGUCUCCACCUGCCGGUCGCUGUCUCCAUCCACUCCAUGCGUCCAAUCAGCGCUCGAGCGCGUCAUCAAUCAUCGUUUUGGAUCCGUCGCGAGCUUUUUAGAUGCCUCAUCAUCCCAUUGGCCACGAUCGCUUGCUGUUUUACGCGGUACCGAAGUACUACGCAUCAAGGAGCUUCUGGCGCGCUCAUCUACCUGGUCAUUCGAAGACGCCGCCUCAUGCUCUCCCAACUGCGUCGUCGUGAGCCGUGCGUGGCUUGGCGCCUUCAGGAAGCGCUGCCAGGGUUUCGAGCAGUAUUUACAGCAGUUCCGCCGUACUAAAAGACAGCAGCGGCGGCAAAAUGCAGCUAAAAAGAGGGACAGUGUUGCAUCCGAGAAACUAAACCUUGCAGCUAAUUCGACACUCAGCGAGGCCGGAGUCAUGAUCGUGUGCGCUCACGACGCACUGUUACCGGCUACUCAGUGCGUUGGUCGCAGUCGUCGCGCUAUUAUCAGUGGAGACGUGUUCAGAGAGAUCGCUGUCUACGCACCGGAGCUCAGAGGUUUCAGCUUGAGAUCGUGCUGUGAUUGUACCAUGUGUGUACUGGAGCAAGAGACGAGGGAGCUGGAGGCUGAGGAGAAAAAGAGAGUGAGAUUCGACGCGGAGAUUGCAGGAUCCGAGGAGAUGUUGGAGCUACUACAGAGGAAGAACGGGUUCCCUAAGGGACUGUUCUCGCCUGUGGACACAGUGGGAAGCAGACAGCAAUUGGCACAGCACUGGUCGGUGAGUGGAAGGAGCAAGUACGCGACGUACUUCUUGGUGCCCAAGAAAUGGUUGAACAAAUGGAGGAAAUUUGUUCGCAGUCAGGGAGACGAUAGCCCCGGUCCAGUGCUAAAUGCCGAGCUAGUGUGCUUGUCGCACCAGAAAACCAUUAUACCGCCCUAUAUAUCAAUGUUCCUGUCCGGGUUUUCCCUUGAACAAUCGCUCAAGGCCACCCAAGCUCUAGGAUCCACCCCAGCUCGCCAAUACGAGAUCGUGACAUUCGGGGAAUGGGAAGCGCUAUACGAUCGGUAUUGUGCUGAGUUUGCCGUUGGCUUCGACGUGAUCAAUGGGGCAUAUCACUGGAGGACACAAGAGUGCCAGAUAUGCAACUAUGGAAUGGGUGGCGGCCCAUCGUCGAAUCAACCAAACUCACGGCGCUGAAGUGGAAUCAUGAACGAUCGUACACUGUAUAAGGCCUCGUUACUGCUUCCAUGCCGAAGUAAAAGAACGCUGAGUCAGUCCCCUUGACCACAACUUCGCCAAUAUUCAAGCAACAAAACAGGGCAUACAUACACUAAAAGUAUGCACACUAUAUUCACGGAUUCACAAACCCUAAAGUAUCAGCUUCCGUGCCCCCUGUCGAAUCUAUCGGCGGUGGCUGCUCGGUCGAGAUCUUGGUCAUCGGCCUGCAUUGACUCUAGACGUGGUAUACUCAGGAUGACUUUCAAUAAUCGACUCAUCCAUGUCUCCCUCUUCGAUCUUUGGCAUCAUGCUGGCAUAUUCGGGGUCUUCUUCCUCGUUGAGCUUCGUACGACGGAAGGCUUCCAUCAUAGCGGGCACACUAACGUUAUCGAAGCUCAACUGACCACCGUAACGCAGCAUUUGAGCUUCGUAGGCUGCGUAAUUGUAGGCCUGGAACCAGCGCUUUCGCACUUCUUUUUGAACUUGUUUCUUGCGCUGUGCUGUCGUCUCAGCAAAUAUUCGUCGUGACUCAGCGAGUCCUUCUCCUAUGAUCAUGCUGAUCCCAAACAUUGUGACUGCAAUGCACGUUCCUACAAGUAGGAAGCUGAGCAACUGCACGUUGAUCAACGACUCAACGUUUAGGUCGUUCAGUCGAAUCAUAACUCCGAGCCACAACGUGAAGAAGAGCUGCAACUGGGUGAUACUCGCGAUGAGAUUAUCCGAGUAGCCGUCGUACGGUUGGAAGUAUAGCAAGAACCACAUCGUCGUCAAACUGUAUCAUGCAAAUGACACGUCAAUACUGGG
Phytophthora nicotianae INRA-310 is the source of this 2188-nucleotide messenger RNA. RefSeq lists its product as hypothetical. The transcript has 2 exons. NCBI's taxonomy places the organism in Eukaryota, Oomycota, Peronosporomycetes, Peronosporales, Peronosporaceae. The coding region runs from base 113 to 1363 and encodes 416 amino acids. Gene Ontology annotation, molecular function: cysteine-type deubiquitinase activity. The record is from RefSeq and is a predicted model, not a curated record.